This is a messenger RNA of Salvelinus fontinalis (brook trout), 1187 nucleotides long. RefSeq names its product D-dopachrome decarboxylase-A-like. The coding region runs from base 112 to 468 and encodes 118 amino acids. The transcript has 3 exons. Lineage: Eukaryota; Metazoa; Chordata; Actinopteri; Salmoniformes; Salmonidae. Gene Ontology annotation, molecular function: phenylpyruvate tautomerase activity. The record is from RefSeq and is a predicted model, not a curated record.
ACUUUUCUCCCCCCAAUGAAGAGACGUACUUUCCGGAGCAAAGUCAAAUUUGCUGCAAAUUGACCUCCCUAGCCUUCUCAUCUGAAAGAACGGCCUCUUUACAAAAUCAUCAUGCCGUUCAUUGAUUUAGAAAGUAAUUUACCUGAGAGUACGUUUUCUGAGGAUUUCUUGAAAAAACUAUGCUCCAAAACAGCCGCUGUUCUAGGGAAACCCGAAGAGAGAAUGAUGUUGGUGGUGAAACCAGGACUGCCAAUGCUCAUGGGUGGAACUUGUGCUCCUUGCGUGAUACUGUCCGUGUCCGCCAUCGAUGUCACUGACACUGCUGAGAAGAACAAGAAACACAGUGCCAAUAUCUUCCCUUUCCUUACAGGAGAACUUGGACUUACUGAAGACCGGGUCAUGAUCAGGUUCUACGCACUGGAGCCACAUCAGGUUGGAAAGAAAGGAACUGUUAUGAGUUACCUGUAGGAGGAACUUUCUGCGCCAGAAUGACUUCACACAUCUGUUCCACAACAGAUACCAUCGGAGAGAACAAACCCUGGCAGUAGGUUUCCACCACUCAUUUGGACAUGACAUACCAUAUGACAAAGACCUGUAUUGAAUUGUAUCACUUUGGUAUUUGACCCCAUGAAUCCAUGCCCUGGAAAUGCAUGAAUUUAUAUUUACAUAGGGCCACACAUUUGACAAGCUAGAUGAUAUAAGAAUAUAUUCAUGUUUGAUUAGAGGAAAUGUAAACCAAUGGACCUUUAUUCAAAGCUAUUACUAUGUAAUUUCACCUAUUCAUUUCAUAUCUCAACCAUCUGAUAAUGUGGUUGAGAUUUUUUUCCUGCUAUGUUUUGUUAGUAAGAACCACAAUGACUAGCAUAGAUGAUAGACUAGUAUUAACAGUAAAUCUUUUUUUUUAUUUUUUAUUUAAAGUACGUACUGUGCAAUGGAAUUCAGGUAAAUGUCAAUGGCAGCUGUGAAACACCAUUCUAUGCAUUUGUUAAGAGUAUAGAAGUAGAUAAGGACAUACGUGUUGCAUUGGACUAACAUGCACUCUGUAUUUGUGAAGGACUGUGCUUAGUAAAUGUACAUAUAAUGUAUUCCUUUCAAUUUCAGUCCUGUUAAUAUAUAAGUAUCAAGUAAAUGUUGUGAAGGCUUUGCUGUACAAUUAGUCAUACUAGAAGUAAAAGUACUUAAAAUCC